AUGGUUGACGAACCAAAUAACUUAGAUGAAGUAUAUAAGUCAGUGCACUGCCAGCAGUGGUUGAAUGCCAUGGCUGAAGAGAUAGCUUCAAUGGAGCACCAUAAGGUAUGGGAGCUUGUGGACUUACCGAGAGGCAAGCGAGCGGUAGGUGACCGAUGGAUAUUCAAGGUUAAGAAAGAUGCACAUGGUAACGUAGAGAGAUUUCGCGCGAGAUUGGUAGUGAAGGGCUACGAUCAACGUCCCGGUCGUGAUUUCGGUGAAACCUUCUCGCCGGUUGCACGUUUUGAUGAGAUCAAGACCCUACAGGCUAUUGCAGCCAAAGAGUCUCUAGCACUAUAUCAGUUUGACGUCAAGACAGCAUUCUUGAAUUCGGAGCUUAAUGAGGAAGUCUAUACGACUAAGCCUGAAGGAUUCUCUGACAACUCGGGAAGAGUUUGUAAGCUAUUGAAAGCGGUAUAUGGAUUGAAGCAAUCGUCCAGAGCCAGGAAUCAGGAGAUCACGAAGCGACUCGUGGGCAUGGGGAUGACUCAGAGCAAAGCAGAUCCCUGUGUCUACUAUACGGAAGGAAAAACGAGACUGAUCGUGGCUCUGUACGUGGACGAUGGCCUAACCAUGGGCCGAGAUCUGGCGACCGUGCAGGAAUCUUUGGAAAAGUUGGGCAGACAAUUGGAAAUCACGUCAAAGCCACUAAUCCACUUCCUGGGAAUGCACGUCGAGAUCUCUGACGAUCGUUCUGAAAUCAAAAUUCACAAAUCGAACUACAUUUCUGAACUUUUGGAACGAUUCCAAGUGAAGAACAGCAAAGAAACUGCUACUCCCAUCGAUAAUAAUUCGAAAUCGGCUUAUGAUGACGAAAUUGAUCCGAGUCUACCAUACCGAGAGAUUAUCGGAGCGUUGCUUUAUCUGACAAUAGCAACCAGAGAAAAAGAGGAGCACAACACCCUCCUAGUGACUACCGGAUCUCUGCUCGGACUGCUCAGCAGCGCUAGAUUGAUCCAUGCGGAUGCGACUUAUAAGAUCUGUCCGAAGCAUUUAUGCAAACAACUUUUCACGAUCCACGGGAAUCGGAGUGGUCACGUCGUAAUGGUCGCGUGCGCAUUCAUGAAUAAGUCGGACAGUGAAGCCUACGGCUGGAUUUUUAGGCAGUUGAAAUUGGCAGCACCUGGACUCACCGUAGCGGCCUACAUGGGCGACUGGGACGGCGCUAUGAGCAAGGCAGUCCGGUCCAAAUUCGACGACGUUGACCUUUAUGGGUGUCAUUUUCAUUUCGCCCAGAGUCUAGUAAGAAGGGCUCGGGGAAAGUGGUGCGCCGGCCUCGGGAACGGAAUCCGAAAACCAGGUGAGGUUCUCUCGAUCUUCCUGGGGUUCUCGGUCCUGCCGUUGCUGCCGCCCGAGAUGAUUCUUCCGACAUUCGGGACCCUUGCUGCUCGAGCCAGGACCGUACACGUCGGCUUUCCCGGCUUUCUCGACUACAUCGAGUCUCACUGGCUGCAGAGAAUCGGUCCCGAAGACCUCUCCGUUUUCGGCCUGCGUCAACGUACGAACGAUGACGUCGAGUCGAACAAUGGUAAACUGCUCAGGAAAGUGGGCCCUCACGGACCAGUAUGGUCGCUUAUCGCGACCAUAGCCGAAUGCGCUCAGGACGUGAUGGUAGACAAGAUUAUCCACUCCCGGGGGGUAGAGCACAUUCUAUCGAGACCACGCAAGGCCACAAAAUUCAACAAGCUCAGGGUCAAGCUGUCGUGGGAGCUGUUGACGCGGGGAGAGAUUUCUGCGGUCGAAUUCAUCGAGCGGGUCAAGUACAAAGUGGGCAAGAGAAACCAUUUACUCUGUCUCAAAGGUCACAUCGACACGGGCUACUCGGAAAAAACUCCUAGCAUUUGCAUUGACAUUGAUGACGACCACAAUUAUGCAAAGAAGCCGAAUCGAGCCCAGCUUUCCCCGAAUUUCUGUGCUUCCCCGGCUUUUGACUCAGUUAAUGACGGAGAGGAAGGUAGAAAGGAGAACGUGCCCGACGAGGGAGUAAAAGUUUUUGGAGACGUGUCCAUAUCCAGAUUGGGGGUGACGGCGAACAAUUUGAAUACCCUGGCCGGAACCAACUGGCUCAACGAUAAAAUUAUAGACAUCUAUUUAAACCUCAUCGUGAACCGAAACAGAGAUUCCCCUCACUUACCCAAAGUAUUCUCAUUCAGCACCUUCUUCCUGGAUUUCUACAAGCGACACGGGUAUGACGAGGUGUCAAAAUGGACGCGGAGAGACGACAUUUUCGCUAAAGAUAUCUUCCUGGUUCCAGUAUAUACCAAAAGCCACUGGUGUAUGGCAAGUAUCGAUUGGCGCACCAGAGUCAUCAAGUACAUGGAUUCUCUUGGGGGCCAAAACGAUGACUGUUUGAGCUUGUUGCGCACCUAUUUGGCUCAGGAGAUGGCGCACAAGAAGAAUUGCGAACUCGACCUCAGUGAGUGGCAUGUGGAAUAUGCCAACAACAUCCCUCAGCAACGAAACAGUUUCGAUUGCGGAGUUUUCGCGCUGAAAUACGCGGACCACAUUGCGCAAGACGCGAAGAUCAACUUCAGUCAAGAAGACAUGCCGGCUUUCAGGGAGAGUUUGAUGCUUGAAAUCCUGCAGUCAUCGCUCAUUCUAUAG
Messenger RNA from Galendromus occidentalis (western predatory mite), 2643 nucleotides. RefSeq lists its product as uncharacterized. The record is from RefSeq and is a predicted model, not a curated record. The transcript has 3 exons. The coding region runs from base 1 to 2643 and encodes 880 amino acids. NCBI's taxonomy places the organism in Eukaryota, Metazoa, Arthropoda, Arachnida, Mesostigmata, Phytoseiidae.